UCCGCCGGGCUCGCGGGAGACGCAGCAGCAGCGGCGGCCGAUGGCCACGCACCCGGCUACGGCCACGGCCACGGGCGCGCCCCGCGAGCACCUGCUGAAGGUGCUGGUGGUGGGCGAGCUGGGCGCGGGCAAGACGAGCGUGAUCCGGCGCUACGUGCACCAGCUCUUCUCGCAGCACUACCGCGCCACCAUCGGCGUGGACUUCGCGCUCAAGGUGCUCGCCUGGGACCCGCGCACGCUCGUGCGCCUGCAGCUCUGGGACGUGGCCGGGCAGGAGCGAUUUGGCAACAUGACCCGAGUAUACUACAAAGAAGCUGAUGGUGCCUUUAUAGUCUUUGAUAUAUCAAGAAGUUCCACGUUUGAGGCCGUUUUGAAGUGGAAAAGUGACCUGGAUAGUAAAGUUCAUCUUCCAAAUGGCAACCCUAUUCCAGCUGUCCUUUUAGCCAACAAAUGUGACCAGAAAAAAGACAAUGGCCAGAUCCCUCCCCAGAUGGACCAGUUCUGCAAAGAACAUGGCUUCUCUGGGUGGUUUGAAACCUCUGCAAAGGAUAACAUAAACAUCGAUGAAGCUGCACGGUUCCUAGUGGAAAACAUUCUCACAAGCCAACAGAGCUUCCCCAAGGAAGACAAGGAUGAAGACAAGAUUAAACUGAGUGAGGAGAAGAUCACUGCAGAGAGCAAAACCCAGUGUUGUUGACAGGACUCUGCUUGUCUGCU
This is a messenger RNA of Suncus etruscus (white-toothed pygmy shrew), 717 nucleotides long. RefSeq names its product RAB32, member RAS oncogene family (gene RAB32). Gene Ontology annotation, biological process: phagosome-lysosome fusion; endosome to lysosome transport. Lineage: Eukaryota; Metazoa; Chordata; Mammalia; Eulipotyphla; Soricidae. The record is from RefSeq and is a predicted model, not a curated record. Gene Ontology annotation, cellular component: trans-Golgi network; Golgi apparatus; phagocytic vesicle. Gene Ontology annotation, molecular function: GTP binding; GTPase activity.